AUGCUCGCUUCUCUGAUGCUCGUCGUCCUUCCCUUCCUUGCUGUUGUUUCAGCCUCACCCGUCAGACGAUUCACCAGCGCCCAGAUCGUUGCUGGUCGAGAUGGAAGAUGUCUAGGUGUCCAAUCUCCCGCUGGGGUCGGCUCCGCCGUCUCCUCAGUCGCAUGUACCGCCAGUGGAUACCUGACCAGAUGGGAUAUCAACCCUGGAUCAGGUAGUGUUAUCCUUUCUGGAACUGGUUUAGCUUUGGAUGCUGGUUCCACUCCUGGUAAUAAUGGUGCUUUGAAGGUCUGGACGUCUUACCCUACUUUGUACCAACAAACCUGGUAUCUCACAGGCGACAACCGGAUUGCCAUCACAGGCGGAAACCAAUGCCUCGAUGAGGGUGUGAAUGGUAUCCAAACUUAUCAAUGUACCACCGGAAACACCAACCAAAUCUUCAACGUCGGAGGCGGAUCUAGCCCAUCUUCGUCCUCUUCCUCCGCUGCUCCAUCUUGCACUUGUCCUACUUAG
Molecule: messenger RNA, 510 nt
Organism: Kwoniella botswanensis
Lineage: Eukaryota; Fungi; Basidiomycota; Tremellomycetes; Tremellales; Cryptococcaceae
Exons: 3
Coding region: 1-510 (169 amino acids)
Source: RefSeq, a predicted model, not a curated record